This is a messenger RNA of Sciurus carolinensis (gray squirrel), 595 nucleotides long. RefSeq names its product apolipoprotein C4 (gene Apoc4). NCBI's taxonomy places the organism in Eukaryota, Metazoa, Chordata, Mammalia, Rodentia, Sciuridae. The transcript has 3 exons. The record is from RefSeq and is a predicted model, not a curated record. Bases 123 to 554 code for a protein of 143 amino acids. Gene Ontology annotation, cellular component: very-low-density lipoprotein particle; high-density lipoprotein particle. Gene Ontology annotation, biological process: triglyceride homeostasis; positive regulation of triglyceride storage.
UUCUGAAGUCCCUGCCAAGGCGUGUGGGGAGGUGGCUGUGGGAGGGCUCUGCUGGUGCAGCCGGCCCUUCCCCAGAUCUGGAGAACUGAGCACACAGGGACUGAGAGACCGAACCCCCAGAAAUGUCGCUGCUGGGAGGCAGGUCCUGGGCCCUGCCCUCCCUCUGCUUCUGCGUGCUGGUCCUGGCCUGCAUUGUGGGUGAGCAGCAGGGUCUCGUGCGACUGGUAGACAUGGGUACAGCCCUGGGGGCCGAUGCAUGUACACCCACGGGGACCCCAAGCCCCCAGCCAGGCCCCGAGAAGAGCCACUGGAGCCUUGUGCGGGGCAAGGUGAAGGAGCUGGUGGAGCCACUGGUGACGAGGACCAAAGAGAGGUGGCAGUGGUUCUGGCGCCCUGGGGCUCUCCAGGGUUUCAUGCAGACCUACUAUGAUGAUCACCUGAAAGACCUGGGUCCACGCACACAAGCCUGGCUCCUCAGCUCCAAGGACAGCCUCCUGAACAAGGCCCAGAGCCUGUGCCCCCGGCUGCUCUGCAGGGAGCAGGCCCAGGAUUAACCUGCUCACGCCCCCACAAACCAAUAAAGGCCUUAUCUGUG